Messenger RNA from Raphanus sativus (radish), 484 nucleotides. RefSeq names its product non-specific lipid-transfer protein 2-like. NCBI's taxonomy places the organism in Eukaryota, Viridiplantae, Streptophyta, Magnoliopsida, Brassicales, Brassicaceae. Gene Ontology annotation, biological process: lipid transport. The record is from RefSeq and is a predicted model, not a curated record. The transcript has a single exon. Bases 36 to 332 code for a protein of 98 amino acids.
UAUUCUCUCUAUUAAAACUCCAAAUUAUAGAUACAAUGAAGUUUUCUGGCUCAAAACCAGUGUUGCUCAUUUUUGCAAUCCUUCUCUUACUCAUUGUUGCUCAAGAAAACAGAGUUGUUGCAGGACAGACAUGUGAUCCUAUGCAGCUUACUCCAUGCGAGGAGGCCAUAUUGAAAGGCUGUAAGCCGUCGGAUACUUGUUGCACCAGGUUGAACCAGCAACAACAUUGUGUAUGCCAGUACAUGAAGAACCCUAAUUUCAAAUCUUUCCUUGACUCACCAAAUGCUAAAAAGAUUGCCACUGACUGCCGUUGUCCUAAACCCAAGUGCUAGUCUCUCUUCUUCUUCAGUCUUGUGUUUUUUCUUGCUUUAAUGGAUUUUGCUGUCCUUUUGUGUUAAGUUAAUUAUCAUGUUUGAUGAUUUUCUUCAUGUUUCCUACUUUGGUUAAUGAUUUUCUGCAUGUGUUUGUCCUCAAAAGAUCUCGC